CGGCGGGCACCGCCUUCUUAGCCGGGUGAGUAGCAUCGACUGCGUGCGGGAACACUGGCUCCGGUCGCGGCCGCGGCAAGUUACAUCGUCUUCCAAUCUGUCCGCGUCCGCCGCCGCGGGUGACAGAGCCAGUAUGUUCGGGAUGCUGAGCAGCAGCUUUGAGGAUGAUCCCUUCUUCUCUGAUUCUUUUAUUGCACACCGAGAAAGUAUGCGACAGAUGAUGAGAAGUUUUUCUGAACCCUUUGGAAGAGACUUGCUCAGCAUCUCUGAUGGUAGAGGAAGAGCUCAUCAUAAUCAUAUGAGACAUGAUGAUGGUGAAAAUUCCUUGACUGCAAUGAAUUCUCUUGUGCCUUUUGGCAGUUUUGGCAGUAUGCGUACAGAUGUCAACCCUUUUCAGGCAAUGGACCGAAUGAUGUUAAAUAUGCGAAACAGUAUGCAGGAAUUACAAAGAAACUUUGGUCACCUUUCAGUGGAUCCAAAUGGACAUUCAUUUAGUUCUUCCUCAGUUAUGACUUAUUCCAAAGUAGGAAAUGAACCACCAAAGGUUUUCCAGGCCUCAACUCAAACCCGUAGGGCUCCAGGAGGAAUAAAGGAAACUAGGAAAGCAAUGAGAGAUUCCGAUAGUGGGCUAGAAAAAAUGGCUGUUGGUCAUCAUCUUCAUGACCGAGCUCAUGUCAUUAAAAAGUCAAAGAAUAACAAGACUGGAGAUGAAGAGGUCAAUCAAGAGUUCAUCAAUAUGAAUGAAAGUGAUGCUCAUGCUUUUGAUGAUGAGUGGCAAAAUGAGAUUUUGAAAUACAAACCAGUGGGACAGUGGCGCAACAUAGAAAACCCUAGGAUGAGAAGUGUUGGUCAUGAGAAUUCAGGCUGCCGAGAACUUAAAAGAAGGGAGAAACCUCAUCAAAGUCCAGCCAUUGAACAUGGAAGAAGAUCAAAUGUUUUUGUGGACAAACUCAACAUCAAAGGAUCACCUGUGAAAAUCAACAAAAAAUAAAUAGCCUUGCAUUUGAUUUCUUUAGUUUUGAUUGUUUUAACAGAGAAAGUAAUGGUGCUGGGUAAUACAUAUAAGACCAAUCUUUUGUUAAAUCAGUACUGUAUUUAACUUUCUUCUGAUAUCUGAAUGUUCUUGGAAGUGCUAGCUUUAUAUUGUCCAUACUUUAGGAAUAAAACUUUAAUUUUCAACAA
Molecule: messenger RNA, 1182 nt
Organism: Mustela lutreola (European mink)
Lineage: Eukaryota; Metazoa; Chordata; Mammalia; Carnivora; Mustelidae
Gene: MLF1
Product: myeloid leukemia factor 1
Exons: 8
Coding region: 134-991 (285 amino acids)
Biological process (GO): regulation of DNA-templated transcription
Cellular component (GO): nucleus; cytoplasm
Source: RefSeq, a predicted model, not a curated record